CUGCGGGACGACGCCUUGCUUUUGAAUAAUGGGGGGCGGGGGAUUCCUCGCGGCGAGCAUGCGAGGAGGAUGAAUCGCUGGUCGUCGCCAAUAAAGUGCUCUGGCGCUUGCCUGUUUGUGCCGCUCCACUCUGCAUCGGAGCUUCUGAAUCUCUGACGUGUUGAUCGUGGAUUGCGGGUUGCGGUCCUUCGCCGUUGGAUGACUGCCGUCCCCACCGUGCCCACUUCGCGCUCUGCUCAGGCGCUGGCGCAUCGAGGGUCCGUGUGCAGCUCGAAACACCACUCCACUGUCCAGUCUCCCACUGUCCAGUCUCUUCCCGCCUCAGUUGGCUUCCUUGUCGCAGCCGCCCGUCACUGUCAUCGCUGUCGGUCACGUUUGGCCGGCGUUUCGUAUGUGCUUCCCGCAGUUGGCGACGGCCCUACCCUAGCCGCCCAAACAAACUUUGCCCACCGAUCGCAGAGGCGCGUGCUCCAUCACGCUCUCCCGCCGUCGCAUCCCAUGCCCAUGUGCGAGCUGCACGCUGCCUGCACCUCUUCAUCACGGCUGCAUGGUUCCAAGCGGCCAACUCGACGCCCGCGACUCAUGACCUGCGUUUGUAUCGCAGCCACGCCUGGCAGACCUUCCAUUUUGCCGCGAGAUCCAGUCCCGGUUUUCUGCUCAACAAGCGCCAUAUACGCAGCUGACACGCCCACCGAAUACGAAGAUCCAAUCUCAGUCCAGGCCGCUCGUUUCCCCCUUCUAGCUUUAGCACAACGCUUGCGGUGUACAACAUGUGUUCCGAUACCAUGCAGUGUUCGGCCAAAUGCCCGUUUCCAGUAGACUGUGUUGUCUCCUCCUGGUUAAAGGCGUGAACCAGGCUGAUGGUUUGGUCUCGGCGGGUAUGCACAUGUAUGCGGUGAGGAGCUACGCGAGCAGCUACACAUGUGCAGAUAGCACGAGGCUUGCAGGAACUAUCUCACCGACUCCCGCUGAUCUGCUAGUACAGUGAAGGCAAGGGCCUGUAUCACCACGUGGAUGAGAUGGUGCCUUCCAUACGCAUUAUGCGACGAAAGCUUGCAAGCGAGUUACGGGACUGUGCCAACCUAUUCAGCUCUUGCCUGUCAAGUGCGGCGUCACAGGGCUGAACGAUACUAUACACCUCGCCGAAGACAAUUCCUUCCGCCCGGUCUCCUACGGCCCGACCUCGACGUGGA
This is a messenger RNA of Paraphaeosphaeria sporulosa, 1193 nucleotides long. RefSeq lists its product as uncharacterized. The transcript has 2 exons. The record is from RefSeq and is a predicted model, not a curated record. Lineage: Eukaryota; Fungi; Ascomycota; Dothideomycetes; Pleosporales; Didymosphaeriaceae. Bases 199 to 819 code for a protein of 206 amino acids.